AUGGUAAAAAACCAGACGCAAGUAGCCAUGUUUGAGUUUUCUGGUUUGACCGAUGAUCGGAAACUUGCCCCAUUCCUCUUUGUGUUCUUUUUGCUUGUCUACCUGGUGACUAUACUUGGAAACGUUGGGAUGAUGGUAAUUGUUCACAUCUCUCCCAGCCUCCACACUCCGAUGUACUACUUCUUGAGCCACCUGUCUAUGGUAGACCUCCUCUACUCCUCAGUAAUUACUCCCAAAAUGUUGUCCGACCUUCUUUCUGAGAAGAGACAGAUCUCUUUCGUUGGUUGCGCUCUUCAGUUCUGCUUCUUUGCUGGCCUGGCAAGUACAGAGAUCUUUGUCCUGUCGAGCAUGUCGUACGACCGAUAUGUUGCUAUCUGUCACCCGCUCCACUAUAUCACACUAAUGACCAAAAAGAAAUGUCGGGGGUUUAUUCUCACUGCUUUCUCAAUAAGCAUUGUGCAGUCAACAUCAUCAACCAGUUGCAUGUUCACUCUCCAGUAUUGUGGUUCAAACCUCUUAGACCAUUUCUAUUGUGAUAUCCCACCAAUACUUAAACUGUCUUGUUCCAAUACUCGUCCUUGUGACAUUUUAACCGUGUUUUUUGUAUGUUUUUGCACAAUAAGCUCGUUGACGACCAUCCUGGUCUCCUAUACGCUCAUCAUUUUGGCAAUUCUACAGAUGCAAUCCACCAAGGGUCGACAUAAAGCUUUUAGUACAUGCUCAUCCCAUCUAAUGUGUGCUACCAUGUUUUAUGUGACUGUUUUCUUCACUUACUUACACCCCUCUUCUAGCCGCCUUGAAAAACAGAAUAAGGUGGCCUCUGUCUUCUAUGCAAUGGUGACCCCAAUGCUAAAUCCUCUCAUUUAUAGUCUGCGGAACCAGGAGGUGAAGAGGGUUACUUUGCACUUACUGUAUAAACAUGAAAAUUGA
Nanorana parkeri is the source of this 930-nucleotide messenger RNA. RefSeq names its product olfactory receptor 1019-like. Gene Ontology annotation, molecular function: odorant binding; G protein-coupled receptor activity; olfactory receptor activity. The transcript has a single exon. Gene Ontology annotation, cellular component: membrane. The coding region runs from base 1 to 930 and encodes 309 amino acids. NCBI's taxonomy places the organism in Eukaryota, Metazoa, Chordata, Amphibia, Anura, Dicroglossidae. Gene Ontology annotation, biological process: G protein-coupled receptor signaling pathway; sensory perception of smell. The record is from RefSeq and is a predicted model, not a curated record.